GAAACGUUCUCACCGACUUUGGCUUAUUCUACUCCUAGAUCCCCUGCCACUAAAUUGGGGUCCGCAUACUCCCUAUACCCCUUCUUUCCUGCGCAGGCUUUAUUGUGGGCAGCCAAAGGGAAGAGUUAUUUCAGAGUUCGUAGGGUCGGCCGUUGGCUUGAUGCCCACCCUUACGAAGACAUGCACGAGCCUGUUGGAAUUGAGAGUGUGACUCUAGCGACGGGCAAUGAACUUACCCAGAUUAAAAGUUGUUUAUUGGCUAUGCUAGGGAAAUGCACUUCGUUGACAUCACCGGUGAUUAGAGCCAGUCCAGGCCACUUAGUGUUGGGCAUUUCGUCCCCUCAAAGAACCACCCUUACGCCUCCCCUUCAAGGAUCCAUGGAAAUUACAAAAAUUGUCCAUUGGAUAAACAAUUCUCCCAAUAGGAUGGACUUGGUUCCCUGUCUAUCCGACGCCCCUCGCCGUUCCCGUCCUCAAGAAGGCUGUACAACUUGUUCACUUCUCUAUGUUGCGGUCGGAAAAAGGGGGAAAAUUUCGCAUGAAACGCUAAGGCCACCCACAAGAAAAGUC
Laccaria bicolor S238N-H82 is the source of this 570-nucleotide messenger RNA. RefSeq lists its product as uncharacterized. NCBI's taxonomy places the organism in Eukaryota, Fungi, Basidiomycota, Agaricomycetes, Agaricales, Hydnangiaceae. The record is from RefSeq and is a predicted model, not a curated record. The annotation marks the transcript as partial. The transcript is spliced from 4 exons.